Molecule: messenger RNA, 1340 nt
Organism: Zerene cesonia (dogface butterfly)
Lineage: Eukaryota; Metazoa; Arthropoda; Insecta; Lepidoptera; Pieridae
Gene: Drgx
Product: pollen-specific leucine-rich repeat extensin-like protein 4
Exons: 9
Coding region: 568-1224 (218 amino acids)
Source: RefSeq, a predicted model, not a curated record
AUUACUCGCCGUUCGGUAUUCGAGCAACGCUUCAGUCGUGCUGUGACGCGCAUCGUACGCGGUCGUGUUUUGGAACGUGAUGUUAGCGCGGUGACCGCGCUCUUUCGUACGUGCUAAGGCGGGAAAAGUUCCCGCCUACAUUACAACAAAAUAUUUUCAGACGCUAAUAAGCUGGCGAGCGGAGGCGGCGGUGGCCGGGGGCUGUUCUGCUACCACUGCCCGCCGAGCCUCCCGCCCCACCAGCAUCGCCUUCCAACCCUGGAGUACCCAUUCACAGCUUCACACCCUUACACAAGCUAUUCUUAUCACCCGGCGAUACACGAUGAUACCUUUGUGCGGCGGAAACAGAGGCGCAAUAGAACCACCUUCACAUUGCAGCAGUUGGAAGAACUGGAAACGGCGUUUGCGCAGACUCAUUAUCCAGAUGUGUUCACGCGGGAGGAUCUCGCUCUGAAGAUCAACCUCACAGAGGCGAGGGUACAGGUAUGGUUUCAAAAUCGACGCGCAAAAUGGCGGAAAGCGGAGCGAUUAAAGGAAGAGCAAAGGAAACGGGAAGGAGCUGAAGUCAUGGCGAAACGUGAUCCUAGUGACGAUAAGAACUCAUCGGAGUGCAUGUCGCGCGGGUCAGGCGACGCGUCACCCAUAUCGGGCGUGGCGUCCCCCCGCGCGUCCCCCACGACGCCGGGCUCGCCACGCCGCUCGCCGAACCGCUCGCCGCGCCGCUCGCCGAACAGAUCGCCGAGAUUGGAGAGGUCAGAAGCGAGUUGUCCAUCACCAGCGCCAUCUGUGGGCAGCGCCGGCUCGAGGGACGCGCCGCCCGAGCACCGACCACCGCACCACAUCUUUUCGCCGUUUGACCAUACGGGCGCGUUCCGCUCGUCCCCCGCGGGCUCGGACACGGCGCCUCCGCCCCCGCUGUUCCUGCCCCCGCACCUCUCGCACCUCUCGCAGCACCUCAACCAUUUGUCGCAGCCUUUCUUUCCGCUGAAAGGUUGGGGCGCGCCCUGCCCCUGUUGCCCCAAAGAAGAGGCACGUUCCUCAAGCGUGGCAGAACUACGCCGAAAGGCUCACGAGCACUCCGCGGCCCUUCUCCAGUCCCUAGCUAACUUCCAGUCUAGGGCCUUGCUCCCUUUGCCCCUGCACUUGCCCCCUCUGCCCCUAUCUCUUUUGCCCCAUGAUACUCAGACUAAUACGUCAUCGGAACCACCGAAACAUCUAGAAUAAUUUGGAUACGGCAAAUUGCUUAAUGUAGUAUAUUUAGGAUUGUUUAUUUCAGCGUUAUAUUCAAGCAAUAAUUAAUCAUUGUUUUUUAAUAUUUAAUGGGUAUUUAUUUGGAUUAU